Messenger RNA from Phascolarctos cinereus (koala), 2833 nucleotides. RefSeq names its product proline rich nuclear receptor coactivator 2 (gene PNRC2). NCBI's taxonomy places the organism in Eukaryota, Metazoa, Chordata, Mammalia, Diprotodontia, Phascolarctidae. The record is from RefSeq and is a predicted model, not a curated record.
GGUGGAAGAAGGAGGCGGCGGGCGCUGGGAGUGGGGGUAGCAGGCGGUUUUCGCGCCUCUGUCUAGUUCGGUCCGGUCCGGUCCCGUGUGGUCCGCGCGCUCGCCCGCCCGCCGUUUGUCGAGGAGGUGCUGCCGCCGUCUCGCGGAACUCGGAGUCGUUGGGACUUCUCCCUCCAAUCUGGGUGCCGAGGAGACUCCGAUGUUGAACUUAGCAGAUCAGCCCAUGAAAACUUCCAUACUCAGACUAAGAAACAGAUCUGGCAGAAAACAACAUUUGUUAUCCUGGGCCUGGCAACAGGGAAGAAGACAAGUGGUGGAAAUCUUACAGUCUGCAAAGCAGACUGAAAGGUGACAUCGAAGCUGGAGAUGGGUGGCGGAGAGAGAUUCAACAUUCCAGGUCCCCAAUCUAGAAAUGUUAGUAAGAACCAACAACAGCAGCUUAAUAGGCAAAAGAACAAGGAUCAGAAUCCCCAGAUGAAGAUUGUUCACAAGAAGAAAGAAAGAGGGCAUUCCUAUAAUUCAUCUGCAGCUGCAUGGCAGGCUGUACAAAGUGGAGGGAAGAAUGGGCAUUUCCCGAAUAAUCAAAACUGGAAUUCCAGCUUGGCAAGUUCCAGUUUAUUUCUGAAAUCCCAAACUAACCAGAACUACGCCGGAGCGAAAUUCAGUGAGCCGCCGUCGCCAAGUGUUCUCCCUAAACCUCCCAGCCACUGGGUUCCGGUUUCCUUGAAUCCUUCUGAUAAAGAAAUAAUGACCUUCCAACUGAAAGCCUUACUUAAAGUCCAGCUGUGAUGUGAGAUAAUCAGAUUGCUGGUGUUUCAAUGUUUAGGACUUCAGGUAUUUGACAGGAGCGCAUCAAUGUUUGUUCCUAAACAUAAAAACUUCAUAGCUAGGGAUUUUGUCUUUCAUCUGUAUAGAGCAGCUGACUGAUAAUAGUGGGUAAUACUUGAUGUAAAAUUUCAUCCUGCUUAUAUGUUAGUGUGUGUACGUAUGUGUGUAUGCACUGCCCUCUGACUAAGGAGAUACGUGGCUGCCGCAUUAGAUGGCAGUUUGAAAUCAAUUAUUUAGAAUGUGUGGACUUGAUAUCAAUUGUUCUUAAUUGAAUAGCAGCUCUUCCAGUUUUGAACUUGAAACCAUGGUUUGAAUUGUAAAGGAGGAUUUAUGGUAUAGACUCAUGGGCUUUUCUUAAUUAGGGAAAGAAGUUUUUGUAUUAUGAUCAUGUUUCUUGGCAAAAACAAUAGUGCAGUGAACAUUUAGUGUGAGGCAACAGUAGACGUCAUUUUUGGAAAACAAGCUAAAAUCACUUAUGGCUGGGAUAAAGGACUGGUUGAAUACCAGCCACUUAGAAUGGAAUAGCAAACUGUACUGCCAUAUCCAUUGUGAGUUUUCUGGAAUAGACAGAUGUGAUAGGAAUCCUUCCUUGGCAAUGAAUGAGUUAAGGUUGGAUUAAUGAUUAAGGCUGGAUAAGGAGGGGGAUGCUAGUCAAUAAGGCGGCACUGGAAUCAAAGGGACUUGGGGUUGAUGAUGGCAUACGGGGAAGGACUGAGAUUUACAGUAGGGCACAGAACACUGCCCUAUUAUCUGCCUCAUCCCUUGGGGCUUACUGCCUUUGAUAGAGGAGAUAUGCCUGAUUUUCUAGGAAUACCCGUCUGUCUCAGUUGCUCCACGGUCAGGAACUACAUAGGGGCAUACCCUUAGGUACACACAUAUGGACAGACAAAAGUACUGUUUUUUUUUUGUCAGGAGAAUGUACCAAAAAGCUUCUUAAAAGAUAGUAUGAGCGUUAUUCAGUAUUUGGCAUAUUGUGAACAGUUUUCAAAAUGCAUCAAAGCACUGAAAAAAAUGCUGAUAAAAUUGGUCUGGUUUCAAAUAGGAGAAUUCUAUGAGAAUUCCAAAGUAGGGAAAGGUUGUAAAUGACCUAGGAAAGAGAAAGCCAUGUAAAUAAAUGUAAAAUUUGUAGCAUAUGUAAAUUUUUGCUGGCCUUUUCUUUGAAGAGUAUUUUUAAUACAGAAUUGCUGAAUGUAAGGCAGACCAUGGACUGAACUAAGACAUGGCAUGGUUUUAAAGGGAUCAAAAUAUAUUUUUUAAAGGAAGCAGUGUCUUUGCGCUAAGUUGCUUGCCAGUGCAUAUACAUGUCCAGUUUAGUUCUAAACUGUAUUGCAAGAGACUUGUAACUUAGGGCUAUUAGGAAAAAACCAGAACUGUGAAAGCUGCUAAAGACUCAGUGUAGUGCUCUUAUUUUGAACACAUAAAGGGAUGUUUGGAUAAGAAUACUAUUAAAACAGGCCUAAUUAUUUUUUCAAAAAAAACCAAAAAAAACCAAAAAAAGGGUCAACAAGAUGGUGAUUUUGAUCGAAAUGACAAUCUUUUACCAAAGGGUCCCUUCUCAAGCAGAAAACAGGUUUCCUUUGGCCUUUUCCCAUCAAUGCUUCAAACUAAAGAUUAAUUACAAAAUGAUAGACUUUUAAAAAAAAUACAAGUGCUGUUAUUUUGUAAGAUUAUGCAGUUAGGAUUCUUUUGAGUGCUGAUUUUUUAAAAAAAAUUCCAAAUAAUGACCUAACAAUGAGUAAAGGGGAAAAGAACUAGGAUUUUAAAGCAGUAACUUGUCUAAGAAAAUGUCUGUACAAAAAAAAAUGGCAGCUCCCUCCAUGUUUACAGUUUUUUUUAAAUAAAAUUGAUUGGCAUAUUGAUUGCAUUUAAACUUUUUCUCAAAGGAAAAAAACCUUAAGGACAGGUAUCCAAAUAAUUUAAUUUGGUGUUUAAUCAGUUUGUGAAGUACUUAAAUACGUUAUGUGAAUUUGAAACAAAACUGAAAAUAAAAUAAUUCCUCCCCCAA